Messenger RNA from Coregonus sp. 'balchen', 2555 nucleotides. NCBI's taxonomy places the organism in Eukaryota, Metazoa, Chordata, Actinopteri, Salmoniformes, Salmonidae. The record is from the annotation of a GenBank genome assembly.
AUGGGGUUUUGUAUUAAAAUCCUCCUACUGCUUACCUUUGGCUGUGUAGCUACUUUAGCUACAGUUCAGAAGAUUUAUCUAGGAGCGGAAUCCCAGAGCCAAACGGCACAUGCCCCUGGGAGAUUUGUUCCACAGUACAGGCCUGCUCAAGAACCAGCCAGAUUUCAACCAAGGCCUGUGCAAAGGCCCGCUGAGGUCCAGACACCGACACAAGUUCAAGACCCUUUCCUCCAGUCAAAGCAGACGUUCAAUGAGCCUUUGACCUGGCGGUUUCCUGAAGAUCCAAUCAAAGAGGUGCAGCUGGCUAUUGUUGAGCAGAGACCGCCGCCUGUGCCUGUAAAUAGUGUGGCAGUUCAAUGUGGGGAGAAUUCUGCCCACGUUGAAGUCAAGCGAGAUCUGCUCGGUAUCGGCCAACUCAUUAACCCAGCGGAUCUCACCUUGGGAGGCUGUGUGGUCACCGGGGAGGAUGCUUCUGCUCAAGUGCUGAUCUUUGACACAGAGCUGCACGGAUGUGGCAGCACUCUGACGGUAACAUUGAGCUUUAGCACCGUUAUGAUUCUGUAAGGUUGACAACCAUUGAUUUUCUUACAAUGCCACUUGCUGCUCUGAUUCCAGAUGACUGAUGAUUCACUGGUCUACGUCUUCACACUCCGUUAUACACCAGCCACUCUGGGCAGCAGCCCCAUUGUUCGGACAAGAGAAGUGGUGGUCUGGGUUGAGUGCUACUACCAAAGGUGAGUUGACUAUACCUGUUUGUUUUUUUUGUCACCUCAAUCGACUUUGGAUGCACUUCCUUGGACUUUGGUUUCACGAAAUCGACUCCUUUACAGAAAGCAUGACGUGAGCAGCGGUGCAGUGAAGCCCACCUGGAAUCCCUAUGCCUCCACUAAGGUUGCAGAGGAGCUCCUGUACUUCUCCCUGAGGCUAAUGACUGGUGAGUAAGGGCUUGUCCUUGCCAUAGAUCUUGACAGGCACUGACUUAAGUGCUGUCUCUGCACUUGUUUGUAAACUGUGGGGGUGGGUCUUGCCAACUGGCAAAUGUAACCACCACUGAGUUAUUGGAAUGAGGUGGUGACCCCAGAAAACAAAAUGACAGCAGUUAUUUUUGCCGAUAUCCAACCCCACAGUUGACAAACUAGAGCAGGGGCAUUGUUUGAAAUGAGUAGUAGAUUAUGCCCUUUACUUGUCUUCACAGGUAACUGGCAGUUGGAGAGACCCAGCAACGAGUACAUUCUUGGAGAUAAUAUUAACUUUGAAGCUUCUGUCGUCCAGUUCUACCAUGUGCCCCUCCGAGUCUUUGUGGACCGCUGUGUAGCCACAGUCAUCCCAAACAUUAACACUGUCCCAAGAUAUGCCUUCAUCGAGAACCGUGGGUGAGUACUUUAUCAGGUUCAAGGACUGUAAUUGUUUGCUUUAAUCUGUUGCGGAAGUAAGGCAUUUCCCAUUCCCUCCACCUGCCCACACUUCAGCUCAACGUCCAUUUUGAAUGGCAUCCCUCCAGAGGUUCAGCAGUGUACAGUAGGUAGCCUAAUAUUUACCCAUUUGUGCCCUUCAGUUGUCUGGUCGACACCAAGCUGACAGGGUCCAGGUCCCAGUUCAUGCCUCGCACAAUGGAUGACAAUCUCCGGUUCCAGAUGGAAGCCUUUAGGUUUCAGGAUGUGAACACUGGCUCGGUGAGUAGUUAAUCCUGAGAUCUUAUGCAAAUGCUCUUGGGAUAUCCCAAUUAUAGAAUUGGCAGUUUUGAUGAGCUUCAAUCAAAAAUGAGGUGUGUUAUGCCCAAUAUGACUGGUGACGUACCCACAAUGACCGUUGCUUUGAAUGAGUGUCAAAUCUAAUAAUUAUGUGGUACCAAUGCUGAGACUUCAACAAAUGUCAUUUCAACAGCUGUACAUUACCUGCCUCCUGAAAGCCACAACAGCUUCAGCCCCUAUUGAUCAUGAGAACAAGGCCUGUUCCUUCUUGAAUGGGUAAGUCUGGGUGUAUAUAUGGAAGGGUGUGCACUUUUCUUUAAUUACACAUACUAUAUGCAACUCUGUUUUCCAUAGAUGGAGUGAGGCCAGUAGGAAAGACCAGGUGUGUGGCUGUUGUGACACAGACUGUGGCAUGAGAAGGGAACCGGGUCCAGGUACAUUUGCACUUCAGUCCAGUGUUUCUCAGUCAUUCCUGAUGACUGCCUGGAGUGUAUAUUUUUGUCCUACUCAAGUACCUACAGACGUCAUUCACCUAAGCCCUUGGCUGAAUUUGCUGUUAGUGCUGGGCUGAAACAAAUGUGCACCCACUGAAUAAUGUAUGUAAAUUGUAUUUUGGCUGUCUUUUUCGUUAUGUCGGACCCCAGUUAGACUAGCUGUCGCCAUUUGUGUCGGCUAAUGGGUCCUAAUAAAUCAAAACGUAGGAAUUGACUGAAACACCGCUUUAGUCAGGUGUCAUAUUUGAGUUCUCCUGUAUAGACAUGGUUUGAUUUGGUCUCUAAUAGUCUUCUGCUCUUCCUAGGUUUCCAGUGGGAGCAAGAAGUUUCUAUUGGUCCUCUCAACAUCAAGGAAAAGCUUCUUGACUGA